AUGCGCCUACAACUCAUUGCUGCCUCCACCGCUCUUUCGUUCCCAUACAAACAGCGCAUUCUUGUAUCCCGAUGCAUUGGUCGCAAGCUCUCGAGCGCUGCCGCCCCUUACCUCCACGAGAAUGUCGUGAACGUCCCAGUUGGUAGCAGCGGGAACAUCACGUUGAGCAUCCUCUCGCCAAUAGACGAAUCAGUGUCCUGCCCCUCGAAUGUUAUCAUCUACCUACCUCCGGGGUCGCUCUUCGAACGACCACAGUAUAGAAAGAGGCAUGGCUCAUCUACCAGUCACGGCGCAAACGGUACAGAGCGAGGACCCUCCUCCCUUCUACCGCAAGAGAAUCUCGCGAUAACGACUCUAUCGACCACUGUAACGAUAAAAUAUCGUCUCGGCAGGGUGAGGGUGGACGGAAAGCAAAAGUCGUAUAGAUACCCUACACCAGUCCACGAUACACUGGCUGGGUUUGAUUGGGCAAUGAACGAGUUUCAACCAGAUAAUAUCUUUGUCUUUGGAAGGCAUAUUGGUGGUUCGUUGGCGCUUAUGCUAGCAUUGACGGAAUCCCGGCGGCUGAAGGCUGUUGCGGCAGAAGAUCCAGUGUGUGAUUGGGUGGGACUAGAUGAUUAUUGUAUCACUGAUAUCGAUACAGAUGGCAAUCAUACAUUUAAAGAUGAUGCAGAAGAACCCAAUAUCGAGCAUGAUACUUCCGUCGGAGAUGCAAACGCCAACGGGCGGAAACGCGGCCGCAAGAAGAAGGACCCUCCACCAACUCCGUCGGACCUAGUUCCCCUCCUAGAAGCUAGGAGGAGAUUCUUUCCUACGCCAGAGAAAUACUUCGAUGCAUUCUCCUCUCCAACGUUAUUUCUCCGAACCUCAGGGAAAUACAUCCCACUGACAUUCCCGCCAUAUUUCACAGGCCCAGGAUACCCUACUCCUAUACUAAAGAGGCAACCCAAAACUGAGGCUGAUGCAUUAUAUAUGACGGAUUUACUCUCAUCGGCGCCACCUCCAAGCCCAUCUUCAACGAUCGCGGAUAAUAAUGGAAAGACGGAAGAGAAUGAGCCACCGCUCACUUCUCUGAUUAAGCCUGUGCGUAGACGGAAGGUUCUUUCUCGUUGGCCGCCCUCUGGCUUGGACUACGGACUAGAAGCAUAUGAAUCGCAGAACAGAUGGGUGAAGCGAGAGGAGACAGUGCUCCCAGAUGUUCGGAUAUUCGUACAUGAUCGGGAUAUAGAAGCGAUAGGCCAGAAAGAGAAUUGUGACGAUGUUACGAGUUCAGUUGAGGAGAAAGAGGGCGAUGACCUCAGUGCUCAAAUGCAAGCUAUCAAUUUAGAUGAGUGUCAUACUGAGCAUCAGCAUACAUCCCAGCGCCCACAGUCAGGCCGUGGGCCCCAGUCCUCAUCACGCUUCCGAGGAUCCCUUCGAAAUAUAGGAAGAAUAAGCGGUGAUACUGUGUUAGCCCGUCAGGGUAAGGAGAUUGUUUCCCUCAUGCGCAAUGCGUGUUUUUGGGGGAGAGAAAAAGGAGCCGCAGAACGAUGUGUAAAGUUAGUCCCGAUAUUACCUCCUAACGAACAUCAGACAUCAGACGCUACGGGUACCGCAGCAGAUCAGGCUGUCGACAUCGUCGGAGAUGCAAAUUCUAUUUCCAGGAAGCCCGACCCUGUUGAGGUGCAAGCUGGGCAGCACUUCUUGGAUUUAUUGGGUAAAGAUCAAUCAGGGUGA
Molecule: messenger RNA, 1716 nt
Organism: Arthroderma uncinatum
Lineage: Eukaryota; Fungi; Ascomycota; Eurotiomycetes; Onygenales; Arthrodermataceae
Exons: 2
Coding region: 1-1716 (571 amino acids)
Source: RefSeq, a predicted model, not a curated record